Phyllostomus discolor (pale spear-nosed bat) is the source of this 817-nucleotide messenger RNA. It is a transcript of the gene C7H8orf88, whose product is annotated as chromosome 7 C8orf88 homolog. Lineage: Eukaryota; Metazoa; Chordata; Mammalia; Chiroptera; Phyllostomidae. The record is from RefSeq and is a predicted model, not a curated record.
AUGGAAACCAAAAAAUUGAUUGGUAGAUCACUUCGACCAGCGACUGUUCGUCAUCUGACUUCUGCCUCUGGAACAGUAUUCCCUUUCAACUUUCAGAAUGAAUAUCCAUGCAACACUCAGUACUUACAAAGUGGAGUUAGUAGAGUAAUUCCUUCUGGCCUGCAAACUUUCAUUAAGGGGCAUCCAGAAAGUACUGAGUCAAAAAGUGAUCUGAGAAAACAGAGAAUUAAAUACAGCAGAGAUUUCCUGUUGAAGCUCUCAAGUGUUUCCAUAUGCAGGAAAAAAAAAGACUUUCUGCCUGAUCAUCCUGUUGUACUUCAAAAACCAGAAAACAGUAAAGGUUUUAAGGAACAUUUUAAGAACAGAUGAAUUUGAAGAUAAAGAAUUAUUUGUUUUAUGUUUGGACACCUGCAAAUGAAGUGGAUCUGAUAACAAUAACUGUAAUGGACUGUGACAAUUCAAUUCAUUUUUCAUUUUGAUGUUUGGGUAUUUGAUUUUUUUUCUAAAAUGAGAGAUAUAUAUUAAAUUGUAAAGAAUUUUCUAAUCAGUUUCAGCUUUGCAGACAGUUUCGUAAAUAAAGUGGGAAGAAACACAAGUAAAAUUGUGGUUAAUGACAUAGGAAGAUUGUGUAUUUAUAAUUUGUAUGCUACUUUCAGUCUUUUGUUUUUCACCACUUGUAAUAAUAGAAUGGAAAUAUAAUGUAUAAACAUUCUCAAAUUAUAAACUAUUUGCUGCAGUGUAUAUAUGGCAUAUAAUUUCUUGUUGCUGAGGUUGCUGCUGUUUUGUUUCACACUGAUUUAAGACCAGCACUUGAAUA